This is a messenger RNA of Balaenoptera musculus (blue whale), 1407 nucleotides long. RefSeq names its product leucine rich repeat containing 39 (gene LRRC39). Bases 206 to 1210 code for a protein of 334 amino acids. Gene Ontology annotation, molecular function: protein binding. The transcript is spliced from 9 exons. The record is from RefSeq and is a predicted model, not a curated record. Lineage: Eukaryota; Metazoa; Chordata; Mammalia; Artiodactyla; Balaenopteridae.
CUUGGUUACGGUCUGACUGAGGAUUUUAAUCAUUCGGAGUCACACUGAAAACAGUUCUCCCAGCAAUCCACUCCUAGUUGAUACACUAACUUUGGGCAUGUCAGCGUUUUCAUCUACCGACUGUGGCCCUUUCUGAGAUGGCAUCUGUGAUUCAGCUAUUCAAAAUUUAAUGAAGUUGGUGACUCUGUGACAAUGUGGAGAAGUCAUGUCAGAAAAUGUGGUUUGUACUGGGGCUGUCAAUUCUUUAAAGGAAGUUUGGGAGAAAAGAAUAAAGAAAUACAAUGAAGACCUGAAGCGAGAGAAGGAAUUUCAACUAAAGCUAGUGGGAAUCUGGGAAGAACGAGUGAGCUUAACCAAGCUAAGAGAAAAGGUCACCAGGGAAGACGGAAGGGUCAUUUUGAAGAUAGAAAAAGAGGAAUGGAAGACCCUUCCUUCUUCUCUAGUAAAACUAAAUCAGCUACAGGAAUGGCAACUUCAUAGAACUGGCUUGGUGAAAAUUCCUGAAUUCAUUGGAAGAUUCCAGAACCUUAUUGUGUUAGAUUUAUCUCGAAACACAAUUUCGGACAUACCUCGAGGAAUUGGACUGCUCACUAGACUUCAGGAACUGAUUCUUAGUUACAACAAUAUCAAAACUGUCCCCAAGGAACUAAGUAACUGUGCCAGCUUGGAGAAACUUGAACUUGCUGUUAACAGAGAUAUAUGUGAUCUUCCACAAGAGCUCAGCAAUUUGUUAAAGCUUACGCACCUUGAUUUGAGUAUGAACCACUUUACUACUAUCCCUCCUGCUGUGUUGAACAUGCCUGCCCUUGAGUGGCUUGAUAUGGGAAGCAACAGACUUGAACAACUUCCUGAUACUAUAGAAAGAAUGCAAAGUCUACACACAUUAUGGCUCCAACGGAAUAAAAUAACAUGCUUGCCAGAAACAAUCAGCAAUAUGAAAAAUCUGGGUACUCUUGUUCUCAGCAACAAUAAACUGAAAGAUAUUCCAGUGUACAUGGAAGAGAUGACCAAUCUAAGGUUUGUCAACUUCCGAGACAACCCACUGAAAUUGGAAGUAACACUUCCUCCCUGUGAAAGCAUAGAUGAGGAAGAGGAACGGGAAUUAUUCGGCCUUCAGUUUAUGCACACAUACAUACAGGAGUCACGGAGAGCAGGUAACCAAGUCAACUGCUCUACUACUUUACCAAACUCUAUAAAUGCUGAUGGAUAAUAUAAUUCAAGAUGUCCUGCUGAAGAGGAUUACUUUGGGAAUUUGGUGAAUUCUCUAAUGUUUGGACUUCUAAAGUAAAAAACAAAGCCAUUACCAAAGUUCAACGAGGCCACAUUUUUUAAAGUUCAUAUUAUCUGCUAUUUAAAUUAUAUUUUCAUGAAUAUAAAAAUACAAUUAAAAAAAUUUUUUUGGUGGAA